Harpegnathos saltator (Jerdon's jumping ant) is the source of this 849-nucleotide messenger RNA. RefSeq lists its product as uncharacterized. Lineage: Eukaryota; Metazoa; Arthropoda; Insecta; Hymenoptera; Formicidae. The transcript has 3 exons. The record is from RefSeq and is a predicted model, not a curated record. The coding region runs from base 1 to 849 and encodes 282 amino acids.
AUGAAUAAAAUGUACGACGCUGCUCCCAAAUGGCGCUCCACUAGUAGCCGAACUCAGCUUUUCGCGGAGGACACUGUAGCGUUUAAACCCGAAGUUAAUCAAACUUGUGACUUUGAUCUCGUGAGUAAGGAACCGCUACGGCAAUUCGAAGUAAUAGUCAUUGAGAUAGAGAAGAUAAGGAUCCCUAGUACUCUUGGCUUCGUAAAGAUUGAAAUUGAUUUAUUCAUGUGGGCAUUCAGCCAUGAUAAUUUACUUACCGCGCCACAACCCAGCUGCGGCGAAUAUUCAAUUUCAUUUUCUUCAAAUGCUGACGCUAUGUUCAAUUUCAUUUCUCAGUGGUGCGUUGACCGAACUAUAUAUGAGAAGUUAUAUGAGUCCGAUGUAUUAAAUAUUUUGCAUCGACACAUAUGGGACUAUGUUCCAAAAUUGUAUUUUCCUAUAGAUACUGAUAAAUAUGACGUCUCCAGUCUACCAGGUGACCGUGUAGCUAUAUUCUACAUGGUAUGCGACAACUUUCAGACAUACUCCAAUGGCCUUGGAUUCUUAAUUACUAAAAAUGUUAUUCUAAUGACACUGUUUGAUAUUUCACCGGAGAGACCAAUAUAUCUGCAUUUGCGCAUGAACAGGCCACUGAUUCAAUUUCGGACGCUUUCGUUAUGUACCGUACCAUCACUACAGGGGUUAUGCCGAGAAGCAAUUUUGCAACACAUUAAGAGGAAGAACAAAGGAUUGACGGAGGCGUCUGCAAAGAACUUGCACUUACCGAAGAUUCUGACUGAAGAAUUGAUAAAUCACGAACAACACGUAGAAUUCACUUAUGUUACCUCUUCUUCUCACCUCAUUUGUUAA